UCCCUUGUUUUAUCUUACAGGAAAACAAUUCCAGAAACAUCUACCCAUGGAGGAAUGGAACCACACCACCACUGGUUUCAUCUUGCUAGGACUGUUUGCCCCAACAAAAACUGGUUUGCUCCUCCUCCUCCUGGUGGUCCUCAUCUUCUUGGUUGCCUUCUUGGGUAACUCAACCAUGAUUCUCCUUAUCUAUGUGGAUCACCACCUCCACACUCCCAUGUACUUCCUACUCAGUCAGCUCUCCCUCAUGGACCUUGUGUACAUUUGCAGUACAGUUCCCAAGAUGGCCUUCAACUUCCUCUCUGGAGACAAUUCCAUUUCUAUAGUGGCUUGUGGCUUCCAAAGUUUCUGUUUUUUGGUCAUAGCAGGUGGUGAAGGGUUACUCCUGGCCUCCAUGGCCUAUGACCGUUAUGUGGCCAUUUGCCGUCCCCUCCAUUAUCCUGUCCUCAUGAACAAGAGAAUGUGUUUGCUGAUGAUCACUGGAUCUUGGGUCUCUUCAUCCAUCAAUUCCAUUUUUCAUACAGUGUAUGCACUCUCUAUGCCCUACUGCAAGUCCAGAAUCAUUAACCAUUUCUUCUGUGAUAUCCCCGCCAUGGUGCCUCUAGCCUGUAUGAAUAUCUGGGCCUAUGAGUACACAGUGUUCUUCAGCACCAACCUAUUCCUUUUGGUCCCUUUCCUUGGCAUCAUGACUUCCUAUGGCCGGGUCCUCUACACUGUCCACCACAUGCGCUCAUCGCAAGGGAAGAAGAAAGCCUUCACCACCUGCUCCACGCACCUGACUGUGGUCACCUUCUACUAUGCUCCAUUUGUGUACACAUAUCUGAGGCCCCCAUCUUUGCGUUCCCCAGAAGAGGACAAGAACUUGGCUGUCUUCUACACCAUUCUCACCCCUAUGCUUAAUCCCAUCAUCUAUAGCUUGAGGAAUAAAGAAGUAUUGGGGGCCCUGCAGAGGGUCUCUGGGAGAAUCUUAUCAAAGAAAGAGUAGCUGUUGAUACAAAGUCACAGGAACAGAACCAAAAGAAAUCUUAGAGACCAUGUAGCCACAUCAUCUUAUUGGCCAACUUUUGAGGAUAUUGAGGCCUUGUCAUUCCACCAGACCAAGACUUCUGCUUCGAGGCAACUCUUUUUCCUAGAGUCAAACUAGUAUUUAUUAGCAUCUAUUGUAUAUUUGACACAAUG
Molecule: messenger RNA, 1179 nt
Organism: Monodelphis domestica (gray short-tailed opossum)
Lineage: Eukaryota; Metazoa; Chordata; Mammalia; Didelphimorphia; Didelphidae
Product: olfactory receptor 2L3-like
Biological process (GO): G protein-coupled receptor signaling pathway
Cellular component (GO): membrane
Molecular function (GO): olfactory receptor activity; G protein-coupled receptor activity
Source: RefSeq, a predicted model, not a curated record